This is a messenger RNA of Vavraia culicis subsp. floridensis, 339 nucleotides long. RefSeq lists its product as uncharacterized. The coding region runs from base 1 to 339 and encodes 112 amino acids. The record is from RefSeq and is a predicted model, not a curated record. Lineage: Eukaryota; Fungi; Microsporidia; Pleistophoridae. The transcript has a single exon.
AUGAAAAAAAAGUUGAGCCUGCUGAUUUCAGAAUUAUCGACAAUAUUGGAAGAUUCUCUUACGUUGAACAGAUAUCCCCGUCCAAGAACAAAGGUGGUAUUCAAUUUUCUAAAAUUUGCUGAUGAUUCUAUUAGAUUGUUUCUAAUAACGGUGUGCGUGAAAAAAAAGAAUUAUUACAUCGUUUUUGAUUCUACGAUCUAUUGCUAUGCAUUUUAUGAUGAAUUUAUACCUAUGGAUACCAGAAUAAUGGUUUGGGGACGGGUAUACAGUGGAAAGUGGAUGAUUAUAUUGCAAUGGAAGCAUCUUAAUAUGAAGAAGCUAUGCUAUGAUUUUUUUUGA